AACUCUCUAGAGGAGCAGUUUAGUUCAGUCCAGAACUAGUUGGAAGUUCAACAGUGAGCUGUGUGGAAACUCUCUCUCUUUCUGCCUUUCUAACUGCAACCUGUGAGCAGUAUUACCGAGGUGGGAUCCGAGGUUCGCCAUGGUGUGGGACCUCUGCACGACCCAACAGUUGCAGCUUAAGAGCCUGUAACCUCUCCCACCCACGAGGACAAAGGCAGCAGAUGAGUGGUGACACUGCCAUUGGGAAGUCACAGACUUGGAGCUAGAUCAUCAUUCCUCCACUGCAAGGCAAACCAUCUGCAGAAUCUGUAGUUAUUUAGAUUACGCUAUGUCAGGAGUGGGAUCUGUCCUUCAGCAGUUUGUCAGUGGAUUGAAGAGUCGGAGCGAAGAGACUCGGGCUAAAGCUGCUAAGGACCUGCAGCAUUAUGUCACCACUGAACUUCGUGAGGUCAACCAAGAGGAAGUCACUUCUUUCUACGAUGAAUUGAACCACCAUAUUUUUGAACUUGUUUCCAGUUCCGAUGUGAAUGAAAGGAAAGGAGGAAUCUUGGCAAUUGUGAGUCUGAUUGGAGUUGAAGGAGGAAAUGCCACCCGAAUUACACGCUUUGCCAAUUACUUGCGUAACCUGCUCCCUUCCAGUGAUCCUGUUGUUAUGGAAAUGGCUUCAAAAGCAAUGGGCCGCCUUUCCAUGGCUGGUGAUACCUUUACAGCUGAAUAUGUUGAAUUUGAAGUCAAACGUGCACUUGAAUGGUUAGGAGCGGAUCGUAAUGAGGGAAGACGACAUGCUGCUGUUUUGGUGUUGCGGGAAUUGGCUGUUAGCGCACCUACAUUUUUCUUCCAACAAGUGCAGGCAUUUUUUGACAAUAUAUUCUAUGCAGUCUGGGACUCAAAGCAGGCCAUAAGGGAAGGUGCUGUUGCUGCCUUGCGUGCUUGUCUAAUUCUUACUACUCAGAGGGAGACCAAAGAAAUGCAGAAGCCCCAGUGGUACAGGCAAACCUUUGAAGAAGCCGAGAAGGGUUUUGAUGAAACUUUAGCUAAAGAGAAAGGCAUGAAUCGUGACGAUCGUAUACAUGGUGCUUUGCUUAUUUUAAAUGAACUGAUCCGAAUAAGCAGCAUGGAGGGAGAGCGCUUGCGUGAGGAGAUGGAGGACAUUACCCAACAGCAGUUAGUACAUGAUAAGUACUGCAAGGAGUUGAUGGGAUUUGGGGCUAAACCCCGUCACAUUACAUCCUUCACAAGUUUCCAGUCUGCACAGCCCCAACAAUCAAAUGCACUUCUCGGACUUCUUGGAUACAAUACACCACAGGGCAUUACAGUAUUUGGAACAACACCUGCUCCAUCUAAGCCAACUUUGGUGGAAAGCAGGUACUGCCGUGAACACAUGGAAGUACGGUUUGAACAGGUGACUCGUUGGGUCUUGAAGUAUCGUAGUAGUAAGAAUCCACUGAUUCAAAUGGCUAUUUUAAACCUGAUUCCUCGACUUGCUGCUUUCCAGCCCCAUUUAUUCACAGAACAACACCUGUUUGACUCCGUGAAUCAUCUACUUGGUUGUCUGAAGAAAGAAAAGGAACGUGCUGCUGCAUUCCAGGCACUUGGUCUACUGGUGGUUGCUGUAAGAGUGGAAAUUAAUCCAUAUCUGCAGAGGAUCCUAGAAAUUUUAAAAGGCGCACUCCCACCGAAGGACUUUGCACACAAGAGGCAAAAGGCUGUUCAAGUGGAUGCAACAGUAUUUACUUGUAUCUGUAUGAUCGCUAGAGCCAUAGGACCAGCUAUCCAGCAAGACCUUAAAGAACUACUGGAGCAAAUGCUUGCUGUUGGACUCAGCCCCGCUCUGACUGCUGUCCUGCAUGAUCUAAGUCGACAAAUACCGCAACUGAAGAAGGAUAUCCAAGAUGGCUUACUGAAAAUGUUGUCACUGGUACUGAUGCAUAAACCUCUUCGACAUCCAGGCAUGCCCAAAAGUCUAGCCCAUCAGCUCGCACCCCCUAGCUUAACUAACAUUCCUGAAGCAAGUGAUGUUGGAUGCAUAACUCUUGCUCUUCGCACUUUAGGAAACUUUGAAUUUGAAGGUCACUCACUUACCCAGUUUGUCAGGCAUUGUGCAGACCAUUUCCUUAACAGUGAGCACAAAGAGAUUCGAAUGGAAGCAGCUCGAACUUGUUCACGACUGUUAACUCCAUCAGUCCAUCUCAUCAGUGGACAUGGGCAUGUUGUCAGCCAGACAGCUGUUCAGGUGGUGGCAGAUGUACUUAGUAAACUCCUUGUGGUUGGAAUUACUGAUCCAGAUCCUGAUAUUCGUUACUGUGUAUUGGCCUCUUUGGAUGAACGAUUUGAUGCUCAUUUAGCACAGGCUGAAAACCUACAAGCUCUUUUUGUGGCUCUGAAUGAUGAAGUGUUUGAAAUUCGAGAGCUUGCUAUCUGCACUAUUGGGAGACUGAGUAGCAUGAAUCCUGCAUUUGUGAUGCCUUUUCUUCGCAAAAUGCUAAUACAGAUUUUAACUGAAUUAGAACACAGUGGAGUAGGCCGAAACAAAGAGCAAAGUGCCCGAAUGCUGGGCCACCUGGUUUCAAAUGCUCCCCGCCUUAUCCGCCCAUACAUGGAACCUAUUCUCAAGGCUUUAAUCUUAAAAUUGAAGGAUCAUGAUCCAAACCCUGGUGUAAUUGUCAGUGUUCUGGCUACUAUAGGUGAACUUGCCCAGGUGAGUGGACUGGAAAUGCGAAAGUGGAUGGAUGAAUUAUUUCCUAUCAUCAUGGACAUGCUCCAGGACUCCUCUUCACUUGCAAAAAGACAGGUGGCGCUGUGGACCUUAGGACAACAGGUUGCCUGCACAGGGUAUGUGGUAGAACCAUACAGGAAAUAUCCAUCUCUCCUUGAAGUUCUACUGAACUUUCUUAAGACUGAACAAAACCAAGGCAUUCGGAGAGAGGCUAUCCGUGUGUUGGGGCUAUUGGGUGCCUUAGAUCCAUACAAGCACAAAGUUAAUAUUGGGAUGAUUGACCAGUCGCGUGAUGCCUCUGCUGUCAGUCUGUCAGAAUCUAAAUCAAACCAGGAUUCAGCUGAUUACAGCACUAGUGAAAUGUUGGUGAAUAUGGGGAAUUUGCCAUUGGAUGAGUUCUACCCAGCUGUUGCUGUAGUGACCCUCAUGCGUAUCCUGCGAGACACAUCACUCUCAAACCACCAUACAAUGGUUGUUCAGGCAGUCACCUUUAUCUUCAAAUCUCUGGGUUUAAAAUGUGUCCAGUUCCUGCCUCAGGUCAUGCCCACGUUUCUGAAUGUUAUUCGAGUCUGUGAUGCCAAUACACGAGAGUUCUUGUUCCAACAGCUGGGAAUGCUUGUAUCAUUCGUGAAAAUUCACAUCCGACCUUACAUGGAUGACAUAUUUGCUUUGAUAAAAGAAUAUUGGACGCCUAACAACCAAAUGCAGAAUACGAUCAUCCUGGUUAUUGAACAGAUUGUUGUGGCUUUAGGAGGAGAGUUUAAGCUUUAUCUGCCACAACUGAUUCCUCACAUGCUGCGUGUCUUCAUGCAUGACACCAGUUCAGGUCGCAGUGUUACAAUCAAGUUACUAAAUGCAAUACAGCUUUUUGGAGCGAAUCUGGAUGAUUAUCUGCACCUUUUGCUCCCUCCAAUUGUUAAACUGUUUGACGGACAGGAAGUACCGCCAGGACCUAGAAAGGUUGCCUUGGAGACUUUGGAUCGUCUGACAGAAUCCUUGGACUUCACAGAUUAUGCCUCCAGGAUUAUUCAUCCAAUAGUGCGCACGCUUGACUGUACUCCUGAGUUGCGUCAGACUGCGAUGGACACACUUUCCUCAUUGGUGUUUCAACUUGGAAAAAAGUAUCAAAUAUUUAUUCCUAUGGUGAACAAGGUGAUGUUGCGUCACAGGAUAAAUCAUCAGCGAUAUGAUGUUUUAAUAUGCCGCAUUGUUAAGGGUUACACCUUAGCUGAAGAAGAGGAAGAUCCUAUUAUUUUUCAGCACCGGGCAUCUCGAGGCAAUCAGGGAGACACAUUGUCUAGUGGACCAGUGGAAACUGGCCCGAUGAAGAAAUUGCACGUCAGCACUACCAACUUGCAGAAGGCUUGGGGAGCUGCCAGAAGAGUUUCUAAAGAUGACUGGAUGGAAUGGCUGAGGCGAUUAAGUGUGGAACUGCUUAAAGAAUCCCCAUCACCUGCACUCCGCUCAUGUUGGUCUCUAGCUCAGGCCUAUAAUCCUUUAGCUAGAGACUUGUUUAAUGCAGCUUUCCUAUCCUGUUGGUCAGAACUGCAUGAAGCACAGCAAGAUGAAUUGAUCAGAAGUAUUGAGCAGGCUCUGACUUCUCAAGACAUCGCCGAGGUCACCCAGACUCUUUUGAAUCUUGCAGAGUUCAUGGAGCACAGUGACAAGGGCCCUCUACCACUGAGAGAUGAUAAUGGCAUUGUCCUCCUUGGAGAAAGAGCAGCCAAAUGUCGUGCUUAUGCCAAAGCCUUACAUUAUAAGGAGUUGGAGUUCCAGAAAGGUCCCUGUCCAGCAAUUCUAGAAUCAUUAAUCAGUGACACAUUUUCAUAUCUUUUUCCAUCUGGAGGGACUUGGAGACGACUACAGUGGUCAGGUGGAAUCCAGACGUGCCCAUCAGCAAACCUCAUAAACAACAAAUUGCAGCAGCCUGAGGCAGCCGCUGGAGUCCUGGAAUAUGCCAUGAAACACUAUGGGGAGUUGGAGAUCCAAGCAACAUGGUAUGAGAAGCUUCAUGAAUGGGAAGAUGCCUUGGUUGCGUAUGACAAGAAGAUGGACAUGAACAAGGAUGAUCCGGAGCUCGUCCUUGGAAGAAUGCGCUGUUUGGAAGCGCUUGGUGAAUGGGGACAGCUCCAUCAGCAGUGUUGUGAAAAGUGGACAAUGGUAUGUGAGGACACACAAGCAAAAAUGGCAAGAAUGGCAGCUGCAGCUGCAUGGGGACUAGGUCAUUGGGACAGUAUGGAAGAGUAUGCUUGUAUGAUUCCAAGGGAUACUCAUGAUGGUGCCUUCUAUAGAGCUGUGUUGGCAUUACAUCAGGACCUCUUCUCCUUAGCCCAGCAGUGCAUUGACAAGGCCAGAGAUUUGCUCGAUACAGAGCUAACUGCUAUGGCUGGAGAGAGCUACAGCCGUGCCUAUGGGGCCAUGGUCUCCUGUCAGAUGCUGUCAGAACUGGAAGAGGUCAUCCAAUAUAAACUGGUUCCAGAGCGGAGGGAGAUCAUCAGGCAAACCUGGUGGGAGCGACUUCAGGGCUGUCAGCAGAUAGUAGAAGACUGGCAACGAAUCCUAAUGGUUCGCUCCCUUGUCAUUGGUCCACAUGAAGAUAUGAGGACUUGGUUAAAGUAUGCAAGUCUCUGUGGCAAGAAUGGACGUUUGGCCCUUGCUCAUAAGACCCUGGUACAGCUGCUUGGUGUAGAUCCUUCAAAGCAUCUUGAUCAACCUCUGUCCACAGUUCACCCCCAUGUCACCUAUGCUUACAUGAAGUACAUGUGGAAGAGUACCCGCAAGAUUGAAGCUUUCCAACAUAUGCAACAUUUUGUCCAGAACAUGCAACAACAAGCUCAGCAUGCUAUAGCUGCAGAAGAUCAGCAGCACAAACAGGAGCUGCACAAACUCAUGGCACGAUGUUUUCUGAAGCUGGGUGAAUGGCAGCUAAAUCUUCAGGGAAUCAAUGAGAGCACCAUUCCCAAGGUCCUUCAGUACUACAGCGCUGCAACAGAACAUGACCGAAACUGGUAUAAAGCAUGGCAUGCCUGGGCUGUGAUGAAUUUUGAGGCUGUCCUCCACUACAAACAUCAAAAUCAAGCUCGUGAUGAGAAAAAGAAACUGAGACAUGCCAGCGGUGCCAGUGCAAACAGCGAAGCUAGCAACAGCGAGAGUGAGGGAGACAGCAAUGAAAACAGCCCUGUACCAUCACCAGUGCAGAAGAAAGUAAAUGAGGAGCUGUCUAAGACAUUACUGCUGUACACAGUGCCUGCUGUUCAGGGCUUCUUCCGCUCCAUUGCUCUCUCAAGAGGAAACAAUCUACAAGAUACUCUCAGAGUUCUAACGCUGUGGUUUGAUUAUGGACAUUGGCCCGAUGUGAACGAAGCUCUGGUUGAGGGGAUCAAAACAAUUCAGAUUGAUACCUGGCUUCAGGUAAUCCCUCAACUCAUUGCAAGAAUCGAUACACCACGUGCCUUAGUGGGUCGACUUAUUCACCAGCUUCUGACAGACAUUGGUAGAUACCAUCCACAGGCUCUGAUUUACCCACUCACUGUUGCAUCCAAGUCCACUACUCCUGCUCGUCACAGCGCUGCUAAUAAGAUCCUGAAGAAUAUGUGUGAGCAUAGCAACACACUAGUCCAACAGGCCAUGAUGGUGAGUGAGGAGCUUAUUCGUGUUGCUAUUCUGUGGCAUGAAAUGUGGCAUGAAGGCUUGGAGGAGGCAUCAAGACUUUAUUUUGGAGAACGAAAUGUGAAAGGAAUGUUUGCUGUUCUUGAGCCUCUGCACGCCAUGAUGGAGCGGGGUCCACAAACUCUGAAAGAAACAUCCUUUAACCAGGCAUAUGGCAGGGACUUAAUGGAGGCUCAAGAAUGGUGCCGCAAGUAUAUGAGAUCAGCCAAUGUGAAGGAUCUAACCCAAGCUUGGGACCUUUACUAUCAUGUAUUCCGACGCAUUUCAAAGCAGCUUCCACAGCUCACCUCACUUGAACUCCAGUAUGUAUCACCAAAGCUGUUGAUGUGCCGUGACUUAGAAUUGGCAGUACCAGGAACUUAUGAUCCCAAUCAGCCAAUCAUCCGUAUUCAGUCAAUAGCUCCCUCACUUCAGGUUAUAACCUCCAAACAGCGGCCAAGGAAGCUAACCAUCAUGGGCAGUAAUAGUCACGAAUUCAUGUUCUUGCUAAAGGGUCAUGAAGACCUGCGUCAGGAUGAAAGGGUGAUGCAGCUUUUUGGAUUGGUGAACACCUUGCUGGCAAAUGACCCAGCAUCUCUUCGGAAGAACCUCAGUAUUCAGAGAUAUGCUGUCAUUCCUCUAUCCACGAAUUCUGGUCUAAUUGGCUGGGUCCCACACUGUGACACACUCCACGCUCUUAUUCGAGACUACCGAGAGAAGAAAAAGAUUCUGCUGAACAUUGAGCACCGCAUCAUGCUCAGGAUGGCUCCAGACUAUGAUCACCUCACCUUGAUGCAAAAGGUCGAGGUCUUUGAACAUGCAGUGAAUAAUACAGCGGGAGAUGAUCUAGCCAAGUUACUGUGGCUGAAGAGUCCCAGCUCAGAGGUGUGGUUUGACCGAAGAACCAACUACACACGCUCCUUAGCUGUGAUGUCAAUGGUGGGUUACAUCCUGGGGCUAGGAGAUCGACAUCCAUCCAACUUGAUGCUGGACAGGCUUAGUGGAAAAAUCUUGCACAUUGACUUUGGUGACUGUUUUGAGGUUGCUAUGACCAGGGAGAAAUUCCCAGAGAAGAUUCCAUUCAGACUGACCAGAAUGUUAACCAAUGCCAUGGAGGUUACAGGAUUGGAUGGGAACUAUCGAAUCACAUGUCACACGGUGAUGGAAGUGCUUCGGGAGCACAGGGACAGUGUCAUGGCUGUACUUGAGGCCUUUGUUUAUGACCCCUUGUUAAAUUGGAGGCUUAUGGACACAAACAUUAAAGGUAACAAACGAUCCAGGACAAGGACAGACUCCUACUCAAAUAGUCAAACAGCUGAAUUGCUCGAUGGGGUAGAACUUGGAGAAACUACACAUAAGAAACCAGGUACUACCGUGCCUGAAUCCAUCCAUUCUUUCAUUGGGGAUGGUUUGGUGCAGCCUGAGGCCUUGAACAAAAAAGCAAUUCAGAUCAUUAACAGAGUCAGAGACAAGCUCACAGGUCGUGACUUUGCACAUGAUGAGACUUUGGAUGUUCCGACUCAGGUAGAGCUGCUAAUUAAACAAGCAACAUCCCACGAAAACCUCUGUCAGUGCUAUAUUGGAUGGUGUCCCUUUUGGUGAAGCAACUUUGGAAUCAGCAGGACAACAUCUCAUGUUGAAACUGGAUUCCUGUUAAACAAGCCAUAUUUAAUAUAGCUUCCAAUCCUGCCAGAUGUGGCAAUUAAACCAUGUAGCCAAAUAGUGUAAUUUGGUAGCCUGUAACCUGCAUCCUACAAGGCAGACCUAACCUUCGAAACGCACAGAUAUGACACCCUAAGCUGUGGAAGAUUUCCCAGAACAAGUUGGUGCUUUUCCGGCCAGUUUGAGCUGAGUGACAUGUUCUGAGGGCUGAGCUGGUCACCAAGUACUGACAGACUGAACAUCACUCAUGUAAAUAAUAAGAAUGUUUCUAGUGCUAAACUAAUCACAUGUAGCUAAGCACACCGAAUGAAGUAUAGAGCUUGUAACUAUCGUGGAAUGCGUAUGAUUUCUGGCCAGUCAUUGAGACAAUGAACUGUUAUUGUAAAAUACCAAUAAAGAUGUCAAUCCAGAAUUA
This is a messenger RNA of Hemiscyllium ocellatum (epaulette shark), 8441 nucleotides long. RefSeq names its product mechanistic target of rapamycin kinase (gene mtor). The transcript is spliced from 61 exons. The coding region runs from base 329 to 7966 and encodes 2545 amino acids. Gene Ontology annotation, molecular function: protein binding; protein-containing complex binding; protein serine/threonine kinase activity. Gene Ontology annotation, biological process: TOR signaling; negative regulation of macroautophagy; protein phosphorylation. NCBI's taxonomy places the organism in Eukaryota, Metazoa, Chordata, Chondrichthyes, Orectolobiformes, Hemiscylliidae. The record is from RefSeq and is a predicted model, not a curated record. Gene Ontology annotation, cellular component: nucleus; TORC1 complex; TORC2 complex.